GGUCACAGCUGCCAAGGGACUCCCAGGGUUUGCAUGCGCUUCUGCUCUUCCUGCUGAAGCUAUGCACCUCUGUGGGGACAACGGUCAGCUGACGGGCACUAACCCCGAGGAGUUGCAGAGGCUGCUGAGGAAGAAACAGAAGAACCGGGCAGCCGCCCAGCGCAGCCGGCAGAAGCAUACAGACAAGGCAGACACACUGCACCAGCAGCAUGAGUCCCUGGAAAGACACAACCAAGCCCUGCGGAAGGAGAUUCAGGCCCUGCAGGCGGAGCUGGCCUGGUGGAGUUGGACCCUGCACCUGCAUGCACACUUGUGCCCCACCGACUGCGCCUCCUGCCUGACUCCGGGGCCCCCUGGCUGCUGGAGCCACGCUGAGUGCCCCCCAAGCCUUGCACCCCAUGAACGUGACUGUCAGGAGCAGCCGGGCCUGUUCCAGAACCCAGUGUCCUUGCCCCCAACUCAGCAACUCUCUCCAGGCUCUCAGCUGCAUGAUUCUCGUGGCCUCUUCCUCUCCCCCCCUCCUGCCGAGUCCCUUGCCUCAGGUCCGGCUGUGAUGACUGCCCAACUGUCCCCCAGCCCUGUCCUGGAUGCCUUGCCUGCUGGUUCCAGCCUGACAGGGUGUUCUAAGCUCGAAGCCCUCCUGCCCAGCCCCGCAGCCCAACCCGGCGCUGCACAGCCCCUUGGGCUAGGGCACUCCACUGGGGGGAAGUUGGGGUCCCCUACAUUCUGCUCCCCAGGGCUCACCUGUUUGCAAGAGCUGGGCGUGGAUCCCAAUCCCCACCCUCUCCUGGCCUUCCCAUUGCUCUCCUCAGCUCAAGUCCACUUCUAGCCCGCUGCUGACAGUCGCUUUAGCAUGCCGGCAUCUCCCUCAUGGCCGCCAGAGGCUGCCCUUCUGACUGACGGCUGGGCCAGGAUUUUCUAGAGCAAAAGAAAAUAUCAUCGGGUUCCUAUGUGGUAGUGGAUCCUCACACUGCCUCCCAAUCAUCCUGCAAACCAAAAUGCUCGUUCUGUGUGCUGCAGUAAAAGACAAGAAGCCAAGGGACAUGUUGCCAGGUCACAUGGCCUUUGGGGACUCAGCCACCUGCUCCUCCCUCUGCUGAUGGGAUCUCGGGCCCAGGUGUUCUAGGGGCAGAGGUCUGGGAAACCGGCAAGAGGAAGAGGGAUGCAUGCUGGGAGCCAAGGAGGGCCCUCUCCUCUCUGCUCUGUCUCCUGGGGCCGGAGCUCUGAGGUCCCAGAGGCUUGGUCUUUACAGGGGCCACUCCGUGGAAUUCAGGCCUGAGGUGGGGAGGACCAGCUGCAGCCUUGAAGCAGAU
Messenger RNA from Ochotona curzoniae (black-lipped pika), 1313 nucleotides. RefSeq names its product basic leucine zipper ATF-like transcription factor 2 (gene BATF2). The record is from RefSeq and is a predicted model, not a curated record. Gene Ontology annotation, cellular component: nucleus. Lineage: Eukaryota; Metazoa; Chordata; Mammalia; Lagomorpha; Ochotonidae. Gene Ontology annotation, biological process: regulation of transcription by RNA polymerase II. The transcript is spliced from 3 exons. Gene Ontology annotation, molecular function: DNA-binding transcription factor activity, RNA polymerase II-specific; RNA polymerase II cis-regulatory region sequence-specific DNA binding. Bases 62 to 829 code for a protein of 255 amino acids.